Messenger RNA from Mycena citricolor, 399 nucleotides. Lineage: Eukaryota; Fungi; Basidiomycota; Agaricomycetes; Agaricales; Mycenaceae. The record is from the annotation of a GenBank genome assembly.
UGCGGAUUUAGUACUCCCCUUGCCCACUUUUGUUGAAUGACGCCGAGGAAUGAGGUGGACCGCCUUGAGGCGGUGAAACUUCACCUUCGAGAAUAAAUCAACAAGAGACGCACCGCAUCAACGCAGCCUCAGAGUUCAAGCAAGUCAAUAUCCCACUUCGACCCAUCUUUAUCUUUCUCUGAAGAUCUGCGAGCGCCUGAUCUGACGUGUCCUCGAGACAGUUUAUGGACGGCCGUCUAGACUCGCGGUCUCUGAUGAUGAUGAGUACCCGCAGGCGAGAAGAAAUCUAUCUGGAGUCUGGAAUCCAGAAUCAGGCGCACAGAGGAAUGCGUGCUGCGGGAGCAACAUGCUGCAGGACAACCUCAGCAUCAAUGACCCAGUUCUAGAGACUGAACCGCC